AUGGGGUGCAAGAAGAGGGGGGAAAAAAGGGCUGCCGUGGGGGUGCAGGCGGGGGGGGGGGAGGGGGCAGUGCCAGAGAAGACACUCCGGUCCCCGCAUCCCCGCCCGGCUCUGCCAGUGCCGGGGGCCGGCGGUGCCGCUCCUCCGGUGGGGGCGGGCGGAGUGGCCGGGGGCGAAGACUGCCUGUGGUACGUGGACAGAAACGGGUCAUGGCACCCUGACUUCGACUGCGAGUUCUUCACCUUCUGCUGUGGCACAUGCCACCAGCGGUACUGCUGCCGAGACCCUCUGCGCCUGAUCACCGAGCGCCAGCAACGCCACUGCCUUGCCUUCAGCCCCAAGACCAUCGCAGGCAUCGCCUCAGCUGUGGUGCUUUUCAUCGCCAUCGUCACCACCAUCGUCUGCUGCUUCAUGUGCUCCUGCUGCUACUUGUACCAGCGCCGGCAGCACCCCCGCACGCCCCUCCAAGGCCCGGAAAUUCCCCUGUCCAGCUACCACCCUGCAGCUCCUCCAGCUCCCUUCCCCGUGGACCCCAAAGCCGGCCCUACACCUCCCCAGCCUGGCUUCACCCCCAUGGCCAUGUAUCCCCCUCCCGGCCCUGCCGCCCAGUACCCCAUGUACCCCUCCGGCCCCCCUGUCUACAACCCUACAGCACCACCACCCUACGCCCCGGCACAGCCCAGCUAUCCCGGAGCAUGAGUCCCCACGGAGACCUCCGCACCCUCCGCCGGCCAGUGGGGCUGGGGGGGACGACACCAGGGACCCCCCCCGGCGCUGGGGGGCUGUCUUAGCCGGCGCUGGAUGGGGCUCUUCCCAGCCAUCCUGGGGUGAUCCGGUGCCAGCAGGACAGGGUGGCUCUUGUGCCGCACACUGGGCCCUUUGUGGGUGCCUACUCCCCCGACUCUGGGUGCCAGUGGCCCCGAGCACCCGCGGAGGGGUUUCCGGGGGGUCCUCCGAGGGCCAUGCACCGCUGUCUCCCUGCACACUACUCCCGGAUUUACCCCCGGCUCUUCCCUCCGGAGCUGGCAUUAAACCACGUCUUGUGCCCACA
Molecule: messenger RNA, 1051 nt
Organism: Serinus canaria (Common canary)
Lineage: Eukaryota; Metazoa; Chordata; Aves; Passeriformes; Fringillidae
Gene: SHISA4
Product: shisa family member 4
Exons: 5
Coding region: 1-699 (232 amino acids)
Source: RefSeq, a predicted model, not a curated record